Messenger RNA from Trichoderma asperellum CBS 433.97, 920 nucleotides. The record is from RefSeq and is a predicted model, not a curated record. NCBI's taxonomy places the organism in Eukaryota, Fungi, Ascomycota, Sordariomycetes, Hypocreales, Hypocreaceae.
UUGCGUUGGGACUGCUUAUUCAGUUCGAACGGCUCAGUCUCAGCUCGGGUGGCCGCCGUCUAUACACUAGACGGCUGCUUCCGACUAGACGCGCGCACCGCCACAUAUACAAUUCGCCAAAGGAGAAGAACGGAGAUGGAGAGAUGGAAAAAAUAUAGGAGGGGAGAAGGAAUCGACUUAGGAAAGGAGAGGAGAGGUGAUGGAACUGCUGUAUACCAUGUCUGUGUUGUGGGAGGGACAAAAUUGUCGUCUGUGCUUUUUUCUAACGUGGUUCUUUUUUCUUUUUGUGACUUUUUUUUUUUUGUUCUUGUUGUCUCGCCAGCUUCUUCUUUUUACUUGAAGCGCGUAUCAGCAUCUCUUUUGUUGUUCCUCUUUAUAACGCAAUACGCCCCCCCCUUUUUUUUUUCAGUUAAUGCUCAAAUACCCCGUGCUUAUAUCUUUUUUGUACCAUGCCAAUUUUUUUUUCUUGUGAAAGAAAGAGUGCGUGAGAGGAGAAGAGCAGCACAAGAUGGGAGUGAAAGGGAGUGUGGUGUUGAGGCAGGAAGAUUGUGGGAAAGGUGGCGAGAAAAGAAGCGGAAGAGAAGAAGGAGGAGGAAGAAGAAGAAGAAGAGGAAGAGGAAGAGGAAGAGGAAGAGGAAGAGGAAGAGGAAGAGGAAGAGGAAGAGGAAGAGGAAGAGGAAGAGGAAGAGGAAGAGGAAGAGGAAGAAGGGAAUUUAUUCCAUAUACCUGUUAUCCCGUGGCUUUCAUUGUUAGUGCAAGAUAUUAUUGCCUGACAUGCCACUGAUCCUCUCGUUAAUAUUAAUUUCCUUGAUUCUACAAAUUUAUAUAUUCUCACUGAAUAAUCCAUCAUUGAAUUCUAUUCUUUAAUAGAACAAUACCUUCUCUACCAACGCCUAAUAAUUACCCACCCGUGUAUUCGU